Portunus trituberculatus (swimming crab) is the source of this 651-nucleotide messenger RNA. RefSeq lists its product as uncharacterized. The coding region runs from base 1 to 651 and encodes 216 amino acids. The record is from RefSeq and is a predicted model, not a curated record. NCBI's taxonomy places the organism in Eukaryota, Metazoa, Arthropoda, Malacostraca, Decapoda, Portunidae. The transcript has 2 exons.
AUGGGUCCACUCUGUUUCCUGAUACUGAUUAAUGACGCUCUGACAAACACCCCUCACCGCUGGAAGUAUGUGGAUGACUGCACCGUGGCUGUGUCACUCAGCAACAAAAACCCAGACUACUCAGCACUUCAAACAACGUUGAACAGCCUGCAGGAAUGGUCGGCGGAAAUACUUCGGUCAGCCAAGAUGCUCGGAGUCACAGUGGACGAUCAGCUGACAUGGAAAUUACACGUUACUGCCACAGUGAGAUCGGCAGCCUACAGACUCUACAUGCUGCGCAGACUUAAGUCACUGGGCACACCAGCUGAUGAGUUAAAGGGGAUAUACAUCACCUUCAUCCUGCCCAAACUUAUGUAUGCCUCACCAGUGUGGUCUUCCUCCCUCACCUGCACUCAACAGCAACAACUGGAAAAUGUCCAAAAGAGGGCCUGCAGAAUCAUACUUGGCCCUGCCUACACUGACUAUGAUCACGCCCUAUCUACCCUCGAUCUCCCCACACUGGCUACCAGACACCAAGCGGCCCUCAUCAAGAUAGGUAGAGGCCUGCUGCGCCACUCACGGCUACGAAAUCUCCUCCCCCUUAACGCGCCCCUGCCAAUCCAUACCACACGACACAAACGUGGUCAUGCCACUCAAGGCCCCAGGAACUGA